Messenger RNA from Vitis vinifera (wine grape), 982 nucleotides. Its product is annotated as LOB domain-containing protein 1. The coding region runs from base 145 to 702 and encodes 185 amino acids. The record is from RefSeq and is a predicted model, not a curated record. The transcript has 2 exons. Lineage: Eukaryota; Viridiplantae; Streptophyta; Magnoliopsida; Vitales; Vitaceae.
AGAAAGAGUCAUCAUAUGUUGUGAAAUUAUGCCAUCUGACCUGGUCUUUGUUUCUUUCUUGUAGCGAUAGGGAUUCCCAGAAAAGCUCAUGUUUUUUCAAAGAUAAAGUGUUCCCUGCCUCAAGUGUAUAAAACCCCAUAUGCCAUGAAGAAAGGGCCAAGGCUAAGAAUUUUAUUCCAUUUUUUUUCAUCUCUCUCUUUGAUGAUGGAAUACACUAACAAAACUAGAAGAUCACUUAGAGUUUCCACUCCUUUCUCCUUUUCAUCAUCAUCUUACUCUCCUUCUUUGAUGCCUUCUCCUUCUCUUCCAACUGUUGUUCAAGGUCCUUGCGCCGCCUGCAAAGUCCUCCGCCGUCGAUGCACAGACACAUGCUCUUUAGCUCCAUAUUUUCCACCAAGUGAGCAGCUCAAAUUCGUCAUUGCCCAUAAAGUCUUUGGAGCUAGCAACAUUGUCAAGGCGUUGCAGGAACUUCCUGAGUCCAAAAGAGCAGAUGCUGUGAGCAGCAUGGUAUAUGAAGCAAAUGUGAGAAUUCAUGAUCCAGUUUAUGGUUGUGCUGGUGCAAUCAGUAAGCUUCAGAAACAACUUAAUGAUCUCCAAGCAGAAUUGGCCGUGACCCAAGCUGAGCUACUUAUCAUGCAAUGCCAGCAGCAGCAACAAAAUGACAUCGCAAGCUUCUACGACAGAGAUUUAGGUUCGGAUUAGCAACCUCAUUGUGCAUGAAGAGUUGAUCUUAUUAAGAAAAAAAAAUUGCAAUUAAUUUGUAUAUCUAAGUGGGUGUGAGACUAAUUAAUAAAGACAACAGAAGUGGAAAAUUCUCAAUGAAGAUAAGAUUAGUUGCUUUCUAGGUUGUCUGUCAUAUCAAUGAUUGAGAUCUUGGUGGAGAAGAUUGAAAAGCAAAAGGAGUAGAGAUCAGUGUAUCUUUGGACCAUGUUCUGUAAAUCUUUAAUAUCUAUAACACUUCUUUCGUGUUUGACCAAAUUUA